Messenger RNA from Brassica rapa (field mustard), 1292 nucleotides. Its product is annotated as adenylyl-sulfate kinase 4, chloroplastic. The record is from RefSeq and is a predicted model, not a curated record. Gene Ontology annotation, biological process: sulfate assimilation. NCBI's taxonomy places the organism in Eukaryota, Viridiplantae, Streptophyta, Magnoliopsida, Brassicales, Brassicaceae. Gene Ontology annotation, molecular function: ATP binding; adenylylsulfate kinase activity.
UUUAUUGGAUUUGGAUUAGGAUUAGGAUUAGGUGAAUCAGACAACGCCCGACGAUGUCAUCAGGCCCCCUAAGAGAGAGUGCGUCUUUUAAAACCCAUGGCUUACCACUCAGCACCCACAAGCAAAUAAACAACACUUUUUCUUCGUUUUAAAAACAAAAUAAUAACCGACUGAUUUAAACAUUGUUCGCUGUCAACGUCGAGCCCUGUUCAAUUGAAUCGUUGAAUCUCUCGUUUCCGUACUCUCUUUCUUUCUUUUCUUUCGUGCGAGUUAUUUUGCUUCAUGGAUGUUGCGGCGGUGGGGAGAUGUGCCGGAAGGUGCUAUGUUUCUCCGGCGUUCGGAGAGUCGCGGAAUCUGAGACUAUCGUCGUCUGAUUCCCGGAGAUUGGAGCACGCCGGUUUGAAGUUUGGCGGGAAAAGUCAACGGAGACUGAGCUUCUUCCGUCGGAUCAUGGCGACAGACGAGUCGAUUUCAGCGCGGCCAGGUGAAACGCAGCAAAUCAACGGAAACAUCGUCUGGCAUUCUUGUCCCAUCUCUAAAUGCGAUAGACAAGAACUGAUUAACCAAAAGGGUUGUGUGAUUUGGAUUACUGGCUUAAGUGGCUCAGGGAAAAGUAGUCUGGCGUGUGCUCUUAGCCGAGCUCUGUACAAUCGUGGAAAGCUCUCGUAUAUCCUUGAUGGUGACAAUGUUCGACAUGGUUUAAACAGCGAUCUUAGUUUCAAAGGAGAAGAUCGAGCUGAAAACAUUAGAAGAGUUGGUGAAGUGGCCAGAUUGUUUGCAGAUGCUGGAAUCAUCUGUAUUGCUAGUCUCAUCUCUCCUUACCGAAAGGAACGAGCUGCUUGUCGUGCAUUGCUACCACUAGGAGAUUUCAUCGAGGUGUUCAUGGAUGUGCCACUCCACGUCUGUGAGGCUAGAGACCCAAAGGGCUUGUACAAGCGUGCACGCGCUGGGGAAAUCAAAGGUUUCACAGGAAUAGAUGACCCUUAUGAACCACCUUUGGAUUGCGAGAUUGUGAUACAAAACAACAGAGACGAGAAUUCAUCUUCAUCUCUUUCAGAAAUGGCAGAGAUUGUUGUGUCCUACCUAGACCAGAAUGGAUACCUCAAGGCGUCGUAGAGAAUCACGCUCCACGAAGUCACAUCAUAAGGGAUAUGUACAAACAUCUCUUGUAAUAUUCUGAACAGCCUUAAUCUCAUGUAUAAUCAUUGUUUGAAUGCGAGAAUAAAACCAUAAUUGUAACAACCUUCCUUGACCUUUUGGACGUGACCAAAUACUCAAAAUUGAUUGAUGAA